CGGCGGCCGCCGGCUGUGCAGCUCCGCGGAGGUGCCGGGGCAGGGCGGAGGGGACGGCAGCCCGCGGCGGGGCGGGCACGCUGCGUUGUGCUGAGCUGAGCUGAGCUGCUCGCCUCUGCUCUCGGCUGCCCCGGGGUGCGGGCGAGCCCGGCCGCCAUGUGGCUCGCCCCCCUUCUCCUCGGCGCCUUUCUGCUCUCCGGCCCCGUGCGCGGGAGCGACGGCUCGGCUUCCACUGCUAUCACGUGCUUUACAAGAGGACUUGACCUUAGAAAGGAGACAGAAGAUGUCCUUUGCCCAGCAAACUGUCCUCUAUGGCAAUUUUAUGUCUUUGGAGAUGGAGUUUAUGCCUCUCUUUCCAGUGUCUGUGGAGCUGCCAUACACAGCGGGGUGAUCACCAAUGCAGGAGGAGCUGUAAGGGUACAGACUCUCCCAGGACAGGAAAACUACCCUGCUGUAAAUGCCAACGGGAUCCAGUCUCAGGUGCUCGCCAGAUGGGCUUCGUCUUUCUCAGUGACUCGUACCAAGAACACAGCACUUGAAGCAGUUGGGCGAUCAGUAUCAACAGCACGUCCUUCUACAGGUAAAAGACCUAAGAAGCCACUUGAUAAAAAGGCUGGAAACAAAGACUGUAAAGCUGAUAUUGCGUUUCUUAUUGAUGGAAGUUACAACAUCGGCCAACGUAGAUUUAAUUUGCAGAAAAAUUUUGUUGGAAAAGUAGCUGUGAUGUUGGGAAUUGGAACAGAAGGGCCUCACGUUGGAGUUGUACAAGCCAGUGAACAUCCAAAAAUUGAAUUCUAUCUGAAAAACUUCACUGCCGCAAAGGAAGUUUUGUUUGCCAUAAAGGAACUAGGGUUCAGAGGAGGCAAUUCUAAUACAGGGAAAGCUUUGAAGCACACAGCUCAGAAAUUCUUCUCUUUAGAAAAUGGAGCACGCAAAGGAAUUCCCAAGAUCAUUGUAGUGUUCCUAGAUGGGUGGCCCUCAGAUGAUAUAGAAGAAGCCGGCAUAGUGGCCAGAGAAUUUGGAGUCAAUGUAUUCAUUGUAUCUGUAGCGAAACCCACAACAGAGGAGCUGGGAAUGGUACAAGACGUUGGUUUUGUUGACAAAGCUGUCUGUCGAAACAACGGCUUCUUCUCUUACCAGAUGCCCACCUGGUUUGGUACUACCAAAUACGUAAAACCUCUUGUCCAAAAAUUGUGUUCACAUGAGCAGAUGUUGUGUAGCAAGACCUGCUACAACUCUGUCAACAUAGGUUUCUUGAUAGAUGGUUCCAGCAGCGUUGGAGACAGCAACUUCCGACUUGUACUUGAAUUCAUCAGCAACGUCGCAAAGGCUUUUGAGAUCUCUGACAUUGGUUCCAAGAUUGCAGCUGUGCAGUUCACAUACGAUCAGCGUACCGAGUUCAGCUUCACAGACUACACCACUAAAGAAAAGGUCCUCUCGGCUAUCCGGAACAUUCGCUACAUGAGCGGUGGCACUGCCACUGGUGAUGCCAUUUCUUUCACAACCAGAAAUGUGUUUGGGCCAAUGAAAGAUGGACCUAACAAAAAUUUCCUCGUUGUUUUGACUGAUGGUCAGUCUUACGAUGAUGUUAGAGGACCUGCUGCUGCUGCACAAAAAGCAGGAAUAACUGUCUUCUCUGUUGGUGUUGCCUGGGCACCUCUGGAUGAUCUGAAAGACAUGGCUUCUGAACCAAGAGAAUCCCAUACUUUCUUCACUAGAGAGUUCACAGGAUUAGAGCAGAUGGUUCCUGAUAUUAUUAGAGGCAUCUGUAAAGAUUUUUUGGACUCUAAACAGUAAAGCAAAAAUCUGCUGUUGGAUAUUACUACUUUGAAACUAAAAAUCAUGAAACUGAAACAGUCCCUCUAAAGUACAGAUGUUCUAUUCUUAUAUAUACUAUCAUAACAGAAGGGAAGAAGGGCUACUUUGUGUUUCUGUAGUCAGUCAAGGAUUCAUGUGAGCUUUUUAGAAGUUGUACUUAAUACUGGAGUGCAGAAUUUGGCCAACAGCUAUUAUUUUCAAUACAUGUAUAGUAUCCCCAAGUUUAAAGCUAUGCAUAUCGUGCAGUUAAGGCUAUCAGAUAUCAGCAGAGGAAACAGUACAGCUCUGACAUUUUUGCUGUCACUUGUUAGAUGUCUUCUUAUGAGUUAAACAACAUAAUUCUAAAUACACGGUACUAUCAUCUUCUUCUAUAAGCCUUCUGUAGCUUAUGAUUCUGUAUCUUUUCAAGGAGUUCUGCUGAUAGCAUGAAGUACUUUCAGUGUUACAGUUGCACAACGUCCAUUAUUGCCAGGCAGUUUAAGAAAAGAUACAACAGAUUGUAGCUAAUCAGUCUAUUUUUACUAGUUGAGGUUUUGCUAUUGUGAAUGAUACUGCCAUCUGGUUGGCAAAGUUUACAUCAAAAGACAUUUAACUUCUACCCACAGGUUUCUGUGGAUCUAUGUUGUUCAGUUCUUUUGGCACAGAUUUUGAAAGGUAUUUAAGGCACAGUAGUUCUUUUUGAGGAUCUGGAUCUUAACAUAUUAGCUGAUACUACUGCUUCCUACACCACUGAAGUCAACAGUGAUAUUCCUAAUAUAUCUAAUUAAUAACCACAUUUUUUCCUGUC
Molecule: messenger RNA, 2605 nt
Organism: Aquila chrysaetos chrysaetos
Lineage: Eukaryota; Metazoa; Chordata; Aves; Accipitriformes; Accipitridae
Gene: COCH
Product: cochlin
Exons: 11
Coding region: 157-1797 (546 amino acids)
Source: RefSeq, a predicted model, not a curated record